Angiostrongylus costaricensis is the source of this 996-nucleotide messenger RNA. The record is from the annotation of a GenBank genome assembly. Lineage: Eukaryota; Metazoa; Nematoda; Chromadorea; Rhabditida; Metastrongylidae.
CUAUGCCUCAGUGGCUCGUCAUUCCACUACACCACAAUGUCACAGUUCUUUUCAUUGCUGGGUCAGGAUGUCGAUUUCAGUUGCAAGGUGGACAACCUUGGUCGGCACAUGAUCGCAUUCGUGCGUUCCAGUACACCUCCCAGGUUAAUAUCAUUUGAGGAGAAGAUAAACAAAUAUGACCUGAAGUCGAAAAUGGGCCCUUUUAAUAACGAAUGGGUUCUGACUGUGAAGAAUGUUCAGGAGAGCGAUCGUGGAAACUAUUCGUGUCAGGUGAAUACCGAUCCAGUACUGAGUGCUACCGCCGUAUUGGAUGUGAAAGUCCCACCAGUGGUAUCUCGUGGUACUCCGUCAGCUGUCGAAGUUCGAGAAGGACACAACGUGACGUUAACGUGCAAAGCAGAAGGAAAUCCAACACCAUCUGUAGUCUGGCGUCGUCAGGACAAACAGAUUAUCCGCUACAACGGCGCCACCGGAUUCGGAGCGAGCGUUUUCCACGGCUCCAGCCUUCAUUUGACUAAAGUGAAUAGGAAGCACAUGAGUGAAUAUGUGUGUGUGGCCAGCAAUGGAAUUCCGCCAGACGAGACAUGGACCGUUAAGCUGCUUGUUACAUUUGCCCCCAUGAUCCAGCCGAAGUCCCCUAGCGUUAGAGUGCCUCUGGGCACUCUAGCACGUCUCGUCUGUACUGCCGAGUCGUGGCCGAGACCCGAUGUCAGCUGGGACAAAGAAGGACACCAAAUUUUCGAUUCGGACAAUUACGUCACGACGGUCUCCGGUCAGUAUCACAGCGUCCAUGUACUUGAGAUUCGUCGGGUUGAAAAGCACCACUACGGCAGUUACCGCUGUACGGCUAGAAAUGACAAUGGAAUACACUUUGCUGACAUUGAAUUGCGAGGUUCGUAUUGGUGUUCGUUGAAUAUGGUAUUUGAGCGCGCAGUUCGAUCUGGGUACAUACGAAUAUCAUACUUUUACUAUGAGGUCUAUGGUUUCUACUGCUAG